CUCCUGUAUGAAAGCUGUGCAUGUGUUGAAGCCACUCAAGACUGCAGUGCUAUAAAUAGUGCUCUAUUGUUAGUGGAGAAAAGAUGAAAUAGGUCUCACAGCACUGGAACACUGGACACUGUAUUAAAUGUUAAGCUCUGCCUGUUCUAAAAGUGAAAGGCUACAUCAACGGAUAGACUGGUCUGUGGGUAAGACACGCAGCUGGGAAGAGCUCAGUCUGACUCUGCAGCUUCCCGACACAGCAGGAGCAGCAGCUGAUCCUUCUGCCUCAGCAAUGGCAGAAGCUGUCAUAAGACACUGGGUGGAAACUCCUGUACGCUACCAGGAGCAGUUUGCUGACCAAGAGCUGGAAGCACACAAACUGAACCACCUUUUAUAUGCUUUGCCGGGGCCUGCUACCACUGCACUGAAUGACCAAAGGUGUGCCAGAGAAAGCAUGGCUGGGACUGGGGAGAGCAGCCAAGAGGAGGAAAACACACAUUUUCGGGUCUUGCUGGACGUUGUGCAGUUCCGCCCUGAAGAUAUCAUUAUCCAGACUUUCGAAGGCUGGCUCCUGAUUAAAGCUCAGCACGGACCCAGGAUGGAUGAACAUGGUUUCAUAUCCAGAAGUUUCAUCAGACAAUACAAAUUACCUGAUGGAGUGGAGAACAAAGACUUGUCUGCACUUUUCUGCCACGAUGGCAUUUUGGUUGUUGAAAUGAAGAACUCAGUGGAAAAGAAUUAGAACCAUGUCUGUAGUUAUCGGUGAGAUAAAAUCAUUCUUACUGUAACAAAAUAAUAUCAGUCAUGCAAUGCUGUAGAAAGCAUGUAGCAGAAUUUAUUAAAGCACAGGAAAUUCUUUGUAUAUAUUCUUCUGUAUGCUGAGUUUACUGUUUGAUGUGAAAUGUUAUACUGCUUGCCUCUAGCUACACAUAGGUUGAAAACCCAGGCUGUUUGAACAGUAGCAAACUUGGGCUAGUCUCUCCAGGAGGAAAAAAAAAAUCUAUUUGAUAACAUAUUGAAAAUAGAGCACAGUUUUGAGUUAAGUAACAAGAAUUGUACUUCUAAGGAAUAAGCAUUUGUCAUACAUAGUCAUAAACACUGAAGAGGGAACAGACAAGCUGUGAAUAUUAUUGAAAUUUAUGUAUCAAAAAAAAUCAGUUUUCUAAUUUUUGAGAUUAAAUUCUUCUCUCUGGAAAAGCACACAAAGUGAAAGACACUAUCAAGAGAAAAAUCCCUAUUUCCGUAGUUAAAGGUUCUAUAACAAAAAAAUCUCAAGAAGUUACAUUUUAGAAGUGUGUUGCAUGUUUUAAACUAUAAGAAAAAAUAAUUCAUUUCCUUGAUUUUAUUUUCUUGUAAACACAACAGAUAGAAAUUAUACUUCUGUCAAACUAAUUUGAAAGAAAACCUUUCAAGACAUUUUAGAAAAUUGGUUUUGUUUAAUGUAACAACUGAAGAAAAAAUUUUUGCUUACAAAAGCACCAAAUUCUUCUUUGUGAAACCUCAGCAAUAAAAAUGCAUUGCCCUUACACAAAUGUCUUUUUUCUUAAACAUUUUAGGUAGUCUUGUUAUUUAAUCAGAUGAAUAUUUAAUUGUCCAUGUUGCUUGACAAUUUAGGCUGAAAUCCCACAACUCUGUCUUCAAGAGCCAAAUUUUUCUGCCAAUGGUAAUUCCCCUCUCCCCAUAGGAACACAGGCUCUACAUAAAUCUAAUUUUAAAUACAGGGGUUCCUCACUGCAGACACAGCUUUAGUUUCUGUUCCAGUGUCUCACAU
Messenger RNA from Pseudopodoces humilis (Tibetan ground-tit), 1753 nucleotides. It is a transcript of the gene HSPB3, whose product is annotated as heat shock protein family B (small) member 3. The record is from RefSeq and is a predicted model, not a curated record. Gene Ontology annotation, cellular component: cytoplasm; nuclear speck. Lineage: Eukaryota; Metazoa; Chordata; Aves; Passeriformes; Paridae.